Molecule: messenger RNA, 1035 nt
Organism: Aspergillus japonicus CBS 114.51
Lineage: Eukaryota; Fungi; Ascomycota; Eurotiomycetes; Eurotiales; Aspergillaceae
Product: class II fructose-bisphosphate aldolase
Exons: 1
Coding region: 84-950 (288 amino acids)
Biological process (GO): carbohydrate metabolic process
Molecular function (GO): aldehyde-lyase activity; zinc ion binding
Source: RefSeq, a predicted model, not a curated record
GACCUCACAAACACCGCUCACCCUCACUCAUCCACACCUCCAACUCCAACCAUCCCCCCCGUCGCCCCAACCCAACCACCAAAAUGCCUUCUCUAACCGACAACCGCGCCAUCCCCCUCCUCGACCACGCCGCCGCCAACCACUACGGCAUCCCGGCCAUGUGCUGCUACAACGUAGAAGGCAUCCUGGCGACCGUGCGCGCCGCUGAAGCCAAGCGCUCCCCAGCGAUGAUCCUCCUCUUCCCGUGGGCGAUCGACUACGCCGGGGCGAUCCUCGUGCACGCGGCGGCGGCGGCGGCGCGGGGCGCCUCCGUGCCCGUGACGGUGCACCUGGACCACGCGCAGUCGCCCGCGAUCAUCCGGCGGGCGGCGGACAUGGGCGGGUUCGACAGUAUCAUGAUCGACAUGUCGCACUACUCGAAGGCGGAGAACCUGGCGCUGACGCGCGAGCUGGUGGCGUACUGCCACGCCCGCGGGAUCGCCACGGAGGCCGAGCCGGGCCGCAUCGAGGGCGGCGAGGACGGGGUCUCCGACACGGCCGACCUGGAAGGCCUGCUGACGACCCCCGAGGAGAGUCUGGAGUUCGUGGACACCGGCAUCGAUUGGCUGGCCCCCGCGUUCGGCAACGUCCAUGGCAGCUAUGGGCCCCGCGGCAUCGUGCUGGAGUACGAUCGUCUCCAGAGGAUUCAGGAGACGGUGCAGCCCCACGGUACGCGGCUGGUGCUGCAUGGUGCCGAUCCCUUCUCGGAGGAGAUCUUUCGGAGGUGUAUUGGGUGUGGGGUUAGUAAGGUGAAUAUCAAUAAGGUGUUGAAUAAUGAGUAUGUCCGCGUGCAGGCGGAGAAGGCUGGCAGGGCGCCCUUGACGGCUGUUAUUGAGGAGGCUACGGCCGAGAUGCAGAAGGCCGUUGAGCGGUGUAUUGAUAUGCUGGGGUCGGCGGGGAGGUAUCCAUGAUUGCCGGUGUGGUUUUGUUGGAGUGUUGACCUGGUUUAUCACAGACUAUCAGCUGCGGGUGAGACGGCAGGUGAAUAUAUAUUGG